Pelobates cultripes (western spadefoot toad) is the source of this 1332-nucleotide messenger RNA. Lineage: Eukaryota; Metazoa; Chordata; Amphibia; Anura; Pelobatidae. The record is from the annotation of a GenBank genome assembly.
AUGAGCGAAACAUCUCUGCCUUAUAUCACUGAGUAUGAGCGAAACAUAUCUCUACCUUAUAUCACUGAGUAUGAGAGAAACAUAUCACUACCUUAUAUCACUGAGUAUGAGAGAAACAUAUCUCUACCUUAUAUCACAGAGAAUGAGCGAAACAUAUCUCUGCCUUAUAUCACUGAGUAUGAGAGAAACAUAUCUCUACCUUAUAUCACUGAGUAUGAGAGAAACAUAUCACUACCUUAUAUCACUGAGUAUGAGAGAAACAAAUCUCUACCUUAUAUCACUGAGUAUGAGAGAAACAUAUCACUACCUUAUAUCACAGAGUAUGAGAGAAACAAAUCUCUACCUUAUAUCACUGAGUAUGAGAGAAACAUAGCUCUACCAUAUAUCAUAGAGUAUGAGAGAAACAUAUCUCUACCUUAUAUCACUGAGUAUGAGAGAAACAUAUCAAUACAUUAUAUCACUGAGUACGAGAGAAACAUAUCUCUACCUUAUAUCACAGAGUAUGAGAGAAAUAUAUCUCUACCUUAUAUCACAGAGUAUGAGAGAAACAUAUCACUACCUUAUAUCACAGAGUAUGAGAGAAACAUAUCUCUACCUUAUAUCACAGAGUAUGAGAUAAAUAUAUCUCUACCUUAUAUCACAGAGUAUGAGAGAAACAAAUCACUACCUUAUAUCACAGAGUAUGAGAGAAACAAAUCUCUACCUUAUAUCACUGAGUAUGAGAGAAACAUAUCUCUACCUUAUAUCACUGAGUAUGAGAGAAACAUAUCUCUACCUUAUAUCACUGAGUAUGAGAGAAACAUAUCUCUACCUUAUAUCACAGAGUAUGAGAGAAAUAUAUCUCUACCUUUUAUCACAGAGUAUGAGAGAAACAUAUCACUACCUUAUAUCACAGAGUAUGAGAGAAACAAAUCACUACCUUAUAUCACAGAGUAUGAGAUAAAUAUAUCUCUACCUUAUAUCACAGAGUAUGAGAUAAAUAUAUCUCUACCUUAUAUCACAGAGUAUGAGAGAAACAUAUCUCUACCUUAUAUCACAGAGUAUGAGAUAAAUAUAUCUCUACCUUAUAUCACAGAGUAUGAGAGAAACAUAUCUCUACCUUAUAUCACUGAGUAUGAGAGAAACAUAUCUCUACCUUAUAUCACAGAGUAUGAGAGAAACAUAUCUCUACCUUAUAUCACAGAGUAUGAGAGAAACAUAUCUCUACCUUAUAUCACUGAGUAUGAGAGAAACAUAUCUCUACCUUAUAUCACUGAGUAUGAGAGAAACAUAUCUCUACCUUAUAUCACUGAGUAUGAGAGAAACAUAUCUCUACCUUAUAUCACAGAGUAA